AUGUCAAAAAGUUCAACAAUUGUUGUGUAUAUACCAACCAUAUGGCCAGUCGAAAGGCAAAGAAUAAAAAAAACGAUGAAAGAAUUGAGUGAAUUAGAGGAUGACUCAACCGACAUAUGUAAGGAAAAUUGGUUCGAUAAAUAUGAGAAACGACCUGAAUAUUUAGAGGAUAUUUCUCUUGCUCAGUUUGUUUCUAAAUAUUACAAAAAUAACAAAGGUGACUAUGUACUUAGAGAAGAACCAAAAGUUAUAAGAGACCGCAAUUAUGAUAUGGGUUCAGAUUAUAACGAGUAUCGUAGAGAAAUGGUUACAUUGCACCUUCCUUUCCGUCAUGAAGAAUCCGAAAUUAUUGCAGAAUCAAGAUAUCUUGAGUUAUACGAAGAAAAUGAAGCGCUUAUUCUAGAGCGGAGAAAAGAGUUCGAAUCAGAUAUCGACAUCGAAAAAACUUUACAAAUUUGCAGAGAGUUAUGCCGUGAAAAUGUUCCUCUUGAUGGAGAGGAGGUCAACGACGUUGUUGGUUUAAUUCCUGCUGAAAAUCCAUUUGCUGAAUUAUAUGACAAUCCAAACGCCGAUUUAAAUGAUGAUUUACGACUCUCUUUGUUUGACAGACUCGGAGCAAUUGCUAAAAAAAAGAGAAUAUCUUACCUUAUCCGGAAUUUUAUGCGCUUAUGCGCAGAGCAAACGAGGAACAGCGAGAAAUUUUGUUUCACACUAUACAUAAUUUAA
This is a messenger RNA of Macrosiphum euphorbiae (potato aphid), 726 nucleotides long. The record is from the annotation of a GenBank genome assembly. NCBI's taxonomy places the organism in Eukaryota, Metazoa, Arthropoda, Insecta, Hemiptera, Aphididae.